AUGCCGGAGUGCGUGUCGGUGCCAGAGUUCGUGCAUGAGGUUCAGGAGGACUGGAGCUCCCCCACCACCUCCUCCUUCACCUCCAAGAUGAUCAGCUGCAGGAACACCGUCUACCUGCUGGAGGAGGCUCUGGACAGUGACCGGUUGGUGUUGCAGAAGAUGAAGAAAGCUGCUAAAGCCAAAUACUCUGCAGGACAAGACCACGUGUCUUACCUGGAGCAAUACAUUCAAUCGAUGGAGAAGCUGUCAGUCAACUGUCACUCAAAUGGAGAGACGGAGGUCGGCUCCGCUUUCUGUCGCCUUGCAGACUUUUCUAAAGAGCUCCUCUCGCCCAUGAAGAACCUGUUGAAGAGCAUGCUCCACAACAUCAACUUCUUCCUGGACUCUCUGGUUAAAGGAGACCUGAGGGAGGUGAAGGGGGACCUGAAGAAGCCUUUUGACAGAGCAUGGAGAGACUAUGAGAGCAGAUUUAAGCAGGUGGAGAAGGAGAAGAGGGAGUUGGCUCGUCAGUACGGGAUGGUGAGGAGCGAAGUGAGCGGAGGAGAGAUCGCAGAGGAGCUCGAGAAGGAGAGACGCUCCUUUCAACUGAGCAUGUGUGAGUAUCUGAUUAAGGUCAACGAGAUAAAGACAAAAAGGGGAGUGGACCUUCUGCAGAACCUUAUCAAGCAUUACCACAGCCACAACAACUUCCUGCAGGAGUGUGUUUCCACCACUCAGCGGUUGAAGCAGUACAUGGAGGAGCUGAACGGAGUCCUGACGUCGGUGAAGCAGCGUCAUGAGGAGGAGAAGAGACAGCUCGUGACUCUCAGAGAUCAGCUGAGGCCGGUCGUCCACACAGAGCAGGACACUUUACCCAAACAGGUGUACAAUAUGCAUCAGCUGCUGGGAGACAAACAGUACGGCACAGAGAGAACAGGAUUCCUCUACAAGAAGAGUGAUGGGUUGAGGAAAAUGUGGCAGAAGAGGAAAUGUUCGGUUCACAACUGUUACCUGACCAUCGCACAUGCUACUCCUAAUAAACCUCCUACCAAACUCAACCUGCUAACCUGUCAGGUUAAACCCAGUGUGGAGGACAAGAAAUGCUUUGACCUCAUCUCGCAUAAUCGGACCUAUCUCUUCCUGGCUGAGGAUGAAUCUGAGUGUGUCGCCUGGAUCUCGGUGCUCAGCAACAGUAAGCAGGAAGCUCUGAGUGUGGCUCUGGACGGGGGGAGGAGAAGCGGAGGAGUCGGGGAGAGCAGCAUGGAUGAUUUGACCCGGGCCAUUACAGAUGACAUCAGACGGAUGCCAGGAAACAACAGCUGCUGUGACUGUGGAGCUCCAGAACCUGGAUGGCUCUCGACCAACCUGGGCAUCCUGACGUGUAUCGAGUGUUCAGGGAUCCACAGGGAGAUGGGGGUGCACAUCUCCCGGAUCCAGUCUCUGAGUCUGGACAGUUUGGGGACUUCAGACCUGCUGUUGGCCAGAAAUGUUGGUAACUCUGGUUUUAAUGAAAUACUGGAAGCAAACCUGCUGAGUCCAUCACUGAAGCCGUCCCAACUAAGCCACAUGGCGGAGCGUAAAGACUUCAUCCUGUCAAAGUAUCAGGACGUUCAUUAUGUGAGGCGGAGCCACAACUCUACUGUAGCGUUACAAGUCAGCCUGCAGGAGGCGACCAAGAACUGUGACAUCUACAGUCUGAUCCAGGUGUACGCUCAGAGGAUGGAGCUGAGCCAGCCGCUGCAUGCACACAUACAGGAAAAAGGGGAAACAGCACUGCAUCUAGCCGUCCUAUUGGCUGACAGGACAUCGCUGCACAUCCUGGACUUCUUGGCUCAGAACUGGUCAGUCUCCAAUGUGGACGCACAGACGACAGCUGGAAACACAGCGCUACACUACAGCUGUCUGCACAACAAAAGCGACUGUGUGAAACUGCUGCUGAGAGCCAGAGCCAACACACAUAUCAAGAACGAGUUAGGAGAGACCGCUUUGGACGUGAGCCGCAAGUUGAAGCACACCCACUGUGAGGCGCUGCUGCAGCAGGCCCAGUGCAACCAGUUUGACCAUCACGUCCAUGUGGAGUACGAGUGGAGGCUUCGCCAUGAUGAUCUCUACGACAGUGACGAUGACUUUGACGACAGGAAUGGUCCAGUAAAGAAGGAGCGCUCCUCAUCUUCUUCCUUCACCUCCUCCUUCUCUUUCUCCUCCCGUCCCUUCAGCUUCGGCCAGUCCACCCCCUCCUCCAUCACGCUCCCCUACUCUGUAGCACCAGGAGGAGCACCAGGAGGAGGGCUUCUCAGUGUAGGGAGGAGGUUGGCCAUGGCCAUGGAGCUCCACAGCCGGCCGUCUGGCUCUGUCCCUAGCCCUCCUCCGCCUCCCCCCUCCUCCCCUGCACCUCCGCUGCCCCCGAGGGUCAAAGCUCCCAGCGUUCCUCCUCCUCCGCCUCCUGCUGGUGGGGAAGGAAUCGGAGAGGAAGAGGAUGAAGGGGGUGAGGUCUUCUUCUCCUUCACAGGAAACAGAAAGACAACCCCUCCCCCUCCCAUCGCCGUCCGACACAAGAGAAGUUGCUCCGAGUCCAACAAGAAUGAUUAUGGGUUUCCAACCAGUCCCAGGAUCUACAGCGGUCCAGAUUCCUCCUUCAAGAAGUGUGUUCCAUCUUCUCCUCUCAGCUCGCUGACUGAACGACCAGACAGAGGUUUUCGGAGGGCGGACAGUGACACUAGCUCCUCCCACUUCCUGCACCCUAGCAGUAGAGCAAUGCCAAUCGAGUCGCCUACCAAUCAUCGCUCUCAGAGCUUUGAGAAUGAUUACAGAGGCCCCGCACCCCAGCCACUCCCUCGCAGGUCAUUGCCUCGGGGCAUGUCCAGUCGGCGGGCUCAGGCGCUGUAUGACUGCCAGGCCGACCAUCACGACGAGCUGAGCUUCUCUGAGGGACAGAUGCUGGUGGUUCUGGGACAGGAGGACAGCGAUUGGUGGCAUGGCUACAUAGAGGACGAACCGGACCAGAGAGGUUUGUUUCCGUCUUCCUUCGUCCAGCUGCUCUCAGACUGA
Scomber japonicus (chub mackerel) is the source of this 3027-nucleotide messenger RNA. Its product is annotated as un-named sa1614. The transcript has 28 exons. The coding region runs from base 1 to 3027 and encodes 1008 amino acids. NCBI's taxonomy places the organism in Eukaryota, Metazoa, Chordata, Actinopteri, Scombriformes, Scombridae. Gene Ontology annotation, cellular component: cytoplasm. Gene Ontology annotation, molecular function: protein binding; GTPase activator activity. The record is from RefSeq and is a predicted model, not a curated record. Gene Ontology annotation, biological process: positive regulation of GTPase activity.